UUCCAACUCUGGGCCUUCCCAGCUCCCAAAGUCAAUACUGAGACCUGAGAUGUGUCCAGAGACACCCUGAAGAGGCUGAGGGACUGAGGAGCCCGGAGGCACCCACAGGAAGAUUCCUGAAGCUGACUUGGAGCCACAGAGGAUCUGCCUGUUAUUUGAGCAUCCUCCACUUCUUUGCCCAUUUGGAUCCCUGUUGCUAUGGAGACCACCAACGGGACCGAGACCUGGUACGAGAGCCUGCAUGCAGUGCUGAAGGCUCUAAAUGCCACUAUUCACAGCAACUUGCUCUGCCGGACAGGGCCAGACAGCCUGCCUGAGGGGCGGAGGGCCAACAUACCUGGCCGUGAUGACAACUCCUACAUGUACAUUCUCUUCGUCAUGUUUCUAUUUGCUGCCACCGUGGGCAGCCUCAUCCUGGGAUAUACCCGCUCCCGCAAAGUGGACAAGCGCAGUGACCCCUACCACGUGUACAUCAAGAACCGUGUGUCUAUGAUCUGAGGCUAGCGGGCCGGGAAGGGCAGCAUAUCAAGACACCAGAACUCAGUUAUGGACCACAUCAAGCCUCAGUGUCCCCAUCUGUAAGAUGAAUGAGAAACAGUUCUAAGGGAGAUCAUCAUUAGGGUGGGAGGAGAAGGGCUGGCAGACCUGGGCCUUAUGGAUAAAGACUUUUUUUCCCCCAGUAAGGGUAGACUUUAGACAAUGGGAGCCCCGUGAACAAAUAUAUAGAAGUAGCAAAAGAUAAUAACCAAUAAUUGGCCCAGUGGCUGGAGUACUGGGGUUUAGGGGCUAGAGGCUGGAGGAAGGAGAAAAGGAAAUUGUAGCAAUGGGAGAUGAAACAGGAAGAUGCACUGAGGACA
Messenger RNA from Enhydra lutris kenyoni (northern sea otter), 857 nucleotides. RefSeq names its product potassium voltage-gated channel subfamily E regulatory subunit 3. Gene Ontology annotation, cellular component: membrane. The transcript is spliced from 2 exons. Gene Ontology annotation, biological process: potassium ion export across plasma membrane; ventricular cardiac muscle cell action potential; regulation of ventricular cardiac muscle cell membrane repolarization. The coding region runs from base 199 to 498 and encodes 99 amino acids. The record is from RefSeq and is a predicted model, not a curated record. Gene Ontology annotation, molecular function: delayed rectifier potassium channel activity; potassium channel regulator activity; transmembrane transporter binding. Lineage: Eukaryota; Metazoa; Chordata; Mammalia; Carnivora; Mustelidae.